AUGUCCAGUCUCCCAUGGCCUGGACUGGCAAGCGUGGGUUGUCCCACCACUGGACCAGAGGCUGUUCCAACCACUAUUCAGCCCAUCGAAAUCGUUCACUAUAUACCGCUCUAUCUCAGCACUUCUCUUACUUCAACGACGGUCUUCAGCGUGGCUGGUACAACUUUCGAGGUCACCAAUGCUCCGACUGUGGUCGAGUCUAACUUCCUCACCGCGACUACUGUAACGUACAGCUCUGCUGUCAAUACCGAGUCCCCUUACAACGGGCCCUGUAUUACGGUCACUGCGAAUAUUCUUGCGGGAUCUCAGCCAACAACUAUUAUUAUCCCUCCGCAAAGUGGCCAAGCCACUGGUACAAAGUACGUCUGCUCUCCUCUCGAGUCCAGUAAGACUUGGCUACCAGGGUCGAACUCUCAGAAUAGUGGAAGCUUCACAACAGCCAGAGCCCCCUAUCCAGGGUCAACCUUGACGACUUUGACCGUCUCCCCAGGUGGCAGCGACCGCACCGGAACGGCCCUUAUCCUCACGCCUACGCCAAAGACAAGAAGGCUUCCUUUUAAAGGACCCUACACGACGAUCACAGCUCCCGGGACGUUUUCGUCGACCCUGACUUUGCCGCCCUUCGAGACUGAUGGCAUUGGCACCCUGAUCGUCUUCGUGCCGCCGCGAACGGGAGGCUCGGUAGCCGCUACAUCAACUGGAACUCAGCUCGGCCAGACGGGUCUGUCGACCUUAACGACAGGCCGACCCGGCGAUCCGGAUACUGUAGUCACUAUCGUGCCCCCUCCGGGAGGAUUCACGACUGUUACGUCGACCGGUACGAGUACAGGCCUCCUUAUUCGCACUCCUGGUCGUCCCGGAGAUCCGACUACAGUCAUUAUCAUCGUCCCAACACCCAUCGGUCGUGGCAAUAUCACUACCAGUCUGACAACCUUGUCCCCUGGAAUAGCCGGAGAUCCGACAAUAGAUCUCACUUCCGUCGCCGGCGUUUCGUUUGUAACCGUCACAUCGACAGGAGUCUCAACCGGCCUGAUCACUCAGACUCCUAGUAGACUAGAAGGCCCGACUACGAUUGUCACGAUUACGACUGGCUCGCCGUCCAUGGGCAGCACCAACGGAUUGACUACGAUUGCUGGAAGCCCAGAAGGACCAUCAACUGUAGUUACUUUAGUGACAGGCAUUCUUACAACAAUCAACCCCAUUCCUACAUCGUCUUCGACCAUAUCGCCACCAUCCAGCAACUCGCUACCCGGUAUUUCAGUGACUGGCCCUCCGCCACAAUCACAAGUGACUGUGAUCACUUCGACAGCUAGCACGACCGGUUUGAUCACUGUUCCGCCAGGACCCGGUGGUGGCCCUACUACGGUCAUCACAUUUGUUCCGCGUUUAGGUUUCAUCACCACGCUUAAUUCGACAGCCACACAGACUGGAGUCACUACUAUUGUUCCCACGGAACCUGCUGGGACCACAAGCGUCAUUACCUUCGUGCCUCCGGUCAAGGGCACGCUAACAACUGUCGUCUCAAUCGGCACACAAACGGGCGUGACGACCUCGCCCCGGACCGACCCCUUCGGCACGACCACUGUCCUGUCAAUCGUGCCUCCCGUCACGGGUGCUCUGACGACUGUGACGUCGACCGGCACUCAGACGGGAGCUUCUACAAUCAUGCCAACAGGUCUUGCUGGAACCACCAGCUUCAUCACUUUAGUGACACCAAGCACUACAACUUCGUCUGCAUCAUCGACUUCUUCCACCACCCUUGUCUCUACGAAAACUGACACUUCCACUUCGACAACAUCCACAAUCUCGUGUGUAGUCUCCCUGACGAGCACAGUCUCCGCAGGCAGUCCUUCAGGUGCGAUAGGCGCAGUCACUGUCCCGACUUGCGCUACUGUUAUGCGAUUCAUUGUUACGGGUGGUGGCGGCGGCGGUGGAGGCGGUCUCACAGGCGGCAAAGGUGCAUCAAUCAGCGGCUCCAUACCCGUCACCCCAGGUCAAUCAGUUUCUUUAGUCGCCGGUGGUCAAGGUGGCCAAGGUACGAGAGGUGCUGUCGGAGGGGCUGGUCUCAGUCAGUACGGCAACGGUGGAUCUGCUUCCAAUAACGGUGGUGGAGGUGGUGGUGCUUCCGCUCUUUAUCUCGGCCAGGAUCUCCUUGUGGUCGCUGGCGGAGGCGGAGGCAGCACUAUCCUAUCCUCCAACCUUGACGGCGGGGCUUCCCAGUUGGACUCCAAAUUCGCUGGCGGAACAAACAAUGCCGGGGACAAGGGUGUCUCUGCCAAUAUUACACUAGCAGGUACUGGUGCUGUGACGUCCACCUCCAACGGAGGCUCUCCGGGCUCUCAGAUCGCACCCGGGGCUGGCGGUGUGUGGACCGGCUUGGGGACCUUUGCGAAUGGGAACGCUGGAAGCGGUUCAAUUGGUGGAAACGGUACCGCUGGCGCGGGUGGUGACUUUAACGAUGGUUCUGGUGCGGGUGGCGGAGGCUACCGCGGCGGAGGUAGCGGAGCGACAGGCUACUACAGAUAUAACUUAACAGUUCAGCGUACACCAGCCGGAGGUGGCGGUGGUUCUAGCUUUCUGAGUAAUAAGGUUGUGGCCGCAACUUUAACUCUAAUUGAUUCCACGCCGGGUAGGAUUGUCAUGUCUUUCGCUUAA
This is a messenger RNA of Colletotrichum abscissum, 2655 nucleotides long. RefSeq lists its product as uncharacterized. The record is from RefSeq and is a predicted model, not a curated record. The coding region runs from base 1 to 2655 and encodes 884 amino acids. The transcript is spliced from 2 exons. Lineage: Eukaryota; Fungi; Ascomycota; Sordariomycetes; Glomerellales; Glomerellaceae.